UGUUCCUGCCAGCUUGAGUCCCGUGUGACCUUUACAUCCGAAACUCUGUUCCCAUGCCCGUCUGAUUCAGGGGCCGCGCCUCGCUUACGCAAUAUACUCGAAAAACUUGCUCUGAAAGACGUCUUUAUAAGGAUUAAAUAAAAAGCAUGAAAACCAGUUCUUGGAAAAUACUGGAAAUGCCACGUGUAGUGAUGCCAAACGGUUAUUAAUGUGGUGCACAUCUCUCUCCCAUCCUUUUCCUUUAAUAACCAUGCAGUCAUAUGUUGUGUUGCAGGAAACCGAAGAAGCGUUGGGCCCCAGGUCGAUAACGAAAAGAAGCACACGCUCUGAAAAUAUGGUGGAGGUGUACAGCGUGAAGGUGGAGUGCACGGUGACGUCUCGGUUCGCCCACACCGUCGUGACCUCCAGGGCUCUGAACAAGGACAACUCCUCCCAGGAGAUCUUCUUCGACGUCGAGCUGCCCAAGACGGCCUUGAUCGUCAACUUCAGCAUGGAAAUUAAUGGCGAGCUGUAUGUCGGGGCGGUGACGGAGAAAGAGAAAGCCAAGAAGCAGUACGACAAGGCGGUUUCCUCCGGUCAGACUGCGGGACUGGUCAAAGUUUCUGGAAGGAAGAUGGAGACGUUUUCAUUGUCGGUCAACAUCGCAGCCAAGAGCAGCGUGACUUUCAUCCUGACCUACGAGGAGCUCCUUCAGAGGACACUGGGCCAGUAUGAGAUCCUGAUUCGAGUCAAACCCAAACACCCGGUGCAGGAGUUUCAGAUUGUGGUAAACAUCUAUGAGCCUCAGGGCCUUGCUUUAGUUGAUGCCACUGCAACCUUCCUCUCCAACGAGCUCCUCCCCCUGGUGGACAAAACCGUCACUGACAACAAGGCACGCAUCUCUUUCUCACCAACACUGGAGCAGCAGAGGAAAUGUCCAGGAUGUGAAGGAACCAUCAUUGAUGGAGAUUUCAUCAUCAAGUACGACGUGAAACAAAAAGAGGGACUCGGGGAAAUUCAGAUUGUGAAUGGGUACUUUGUGCACUUCUUCGCUCCACCCAACCUGCCCAGAGUCCCAAAGAACGUGGUGUUUGUGAUCGACAGGAGCGGAUCGAUGAGUGGAAGUAAGAUUGCGCAGACCCGCGACGCACUGGUGGCCAUCCUGAAAGAGCUCCACGAGGAGGACCACUUUGCUCUGGUCCUGUUCGAUGAUAAAAUCUCCACCUGGAAGGAUUUUCUGACCAAAGCGACGCACGGAAACGUGACUAAAGCCAUCGCCUACGUCAAGAAGCUCAGGGACAACGGAUCCACCAACAUCAAUGACGCCGUGCUGAGGGCAGUGAAGAUGCUGAAGAGAGAAAGUCGAGAUAUGAACCUUCGAGAGAGGAGAACGGACAUUAUUAUUCUACUGACAGAUGGGAUGCCAAACAGCGGGGAGUCCAACCUGAAGACUAUUCAGGAGAACGUGCGCUCUGCUGUCGGGGGGAACAUGACUCUGUUCUCUCUGGGAUUCGGAAACGAUGUGGAUUACUCCUUCCUGGAUGUGAUGUCCAGACAAAACAAAGGAGCAGCCCGCCGGAUCUUUGAGGGUUCAGAUGCAGCCGUUCAACUCAAGGGUUUCUACGAGGAGGUGGCCAGCCCUCUUCUCUUGGAGGUCGACCUGCGUUAUCCUGAACAAGCCGUGGUCUCCGUCACCAAAACCCACUACAGCCAGUUGUUCAACGGCUCGGAGAUCGUGGUGGCCGGUCGGCUGACGGACAGCGGCGUGGACAACUUCUUGGUGGAGGUGUUCGCCCAGGGGCCUGAGGAAGACUUCCGGGUGCAGGGGACGCCCAGUGUGGUGAACAUGGAUGUGGUCUACCCAGACCAGGAGUACAUCUUUGGGGAUUUCUCCGAGCGUCUCUGGGCCUACCUCACUAUCCAACAGCUGCUGGAGAACAGUGACAUUGGAACUCAGCAGGAGAAAGACAACGCGACGGCCAAGGCCCUGGACUUGUCCCUGAGGUACAACUUCGUGACCCCUCUGACCUCCAUGGUGGUCACCAAGCCUGAAACCGAGGACGGACCGGUCAGCCCCCUCAUCGCCGAUAAGCUGACCGAGGACCAGCGACAGAAAGCAGAGAGACAAAGAGGUUUCUCUUCCCGUGGUAGCAGCUCCCGGGGUAGCAGCUCCCGGGGUAGCAGCUCCCGGGGUAGCAGCUCCCGGGGUAGCAGCUCCCGGGGUAGCAGCUCCCGGGGUAGCAGCUCCCGGGGUAGCAGCUCCCGGAGCUAUUCAGAUGUGGACGGAGAUCCUCACUUCAUGAUCGGCUUGCCGGGUAGAGAAGACGCUCUGUGCUUCAACGUCAACGACAAACCAGGAAGCAUCCUCAACCUGGUUCGAGACCCAAAAUCUGGCUUUGUGGUGAACGGCCAGAUUAUUGGCAAGAAGAACGCCGUUCAGGACGGGAACAGCCGCACCUACUUUGGUCGUUUCGGUGUCCUCCACCCGAAGCUGCGCCUGAGGCUGGAGGUGAGCACGCGGGACAUCGUGCUGUUCCACGAGGGCGAGCAGACGACGCUGCUGUGGUCCGACACGGCCUCCAUCACCGGGAGGAAUGUGGACGUCAGGUUAACGGAGGACGGCAGCCUGACGGUGACCCUGAGGCACUCGGUCAGAUUCAUGAUCAUCAGACACACGAAGGUCUGGAGGAGACUCCACGAGCAACAGGACUACCUGGGCUUCUACACCCUGGACAGCCACCACCUGUCCGCCUCCGUCCACGGGCUUCUGGGUCAGUUCUACCACGGCAUCGGGUUUGAGGUGACGCCGCUGCAUCCAGGUGAGGUCCGGGAGACGACGGACGCCACCAUGUACGUGAAGGGACAGAUACUCAACGUCACCAGACACUGGCAGAAGGACUUCAGCAGGGACGUGAAGAACGGAGAAAACAUCCCCUGUUGGUUUUUUGACAACGACGGAGCCGGCCUCAUCGAUGGAAGAGCCUCGGACUACACCGUGUCGGGGCUUUUUACGGCCGCUUUUUGAGUCUCGCUUAUUAUUAUUACAUUCCUGAAGAAACAUUCUGAAAAACCAAGAGAAUUGUAUUUUUUUUAAAAUAUGAAGCGGUACACAAUUCAUGAUUAUAGAACUUAUAACAGAACAUUACUGACUAAAGAAUUACAAUAUUACUUAUAAUGUUUGUGAAAAGUAGAACGCAGGCGGAUGGAUUUACUGAUAUAUAAUGUGGUAGAGCUAUAUAUAUAAAGUGAUAAUAAACUUUACUUUACUUUAUUUUACCCUGUAUAUUUAGUAUUUAGUUUUUUAGUAUCGUUAUUGUGUUUUGUGUUUUAUAUUUAUUUCCAUUGAUGCUCUGAUGUGCACCACUGCUUUGAUUUUUUAAAUGUCCCCACUGUGGGACAAAUAAAGGAAUAUCAAGUUCCUUUAUGUUAUUAUUUAUGCUGUGAUUUGUCAACAUGUCUUUGUGAAAUAUUGUUAUGGACGUAUGAUUCUCCUUCAUUGCCAUGUAAUUCCAUGCACCCUUAAGUAUCUUAUUGUCAUUUAAUAAUUCAAAGUUUGUCUCGGUG
This is a messenger RNA of Pseudoliparis swirei, 3543 nucleotides long. Its product is annotated as inter-alpha-trypsin inhibitor heavy chain H3-like. The coding region runs from base 209 to 3004 and encodes 931 amino acids. Gene Ontology annotation, molecular function: serine-type endopeptidase inhibitor activity. The transcript is spliced from 21 exons. Gene Ontology annotation, biological process: hyaluronan metabolic process. The record is from RefSeq and is a predicted model, not a curated record. Lineage: Eukaryota; Metazoa; Chordata; Actinopteri; Perciformes; Liparidae.